Python bivittatus (Burmese python) is the source of this 2288-nucleotide messenger RNA. It is a transcript of the gene ENGASE, whose product is annotated as endo-beta-N-acetylglucosaminidase. Gene Ontology annotation, molecular function: mannosyl-glycoprotein endo-beta-N-acetylglucosaminidase activity. Gene Ontology annotation, cellular component: cytoplasm. Gene Ontology annotation, biological process: protein deglycosylation. NCBI's taxonomy places the organism in Eukaryota, Metazoa, Chordata, Lepidosauria, Squamata, Pythonidae. The record is from RefSeq and is a predicted model, not a curated record.
AUGGAGGGGGGGAAGAGCGGGUUCAAGCUCGCCCAGGAGGAGAGCGGGCUGGAAGAGGACCAGGAUCCCGCCAAGGGGCGCUUCAGACCCGGGCUGAGUUUACAGCUGGAUAUGGAGAGCCAGAGAUCUUCCGUUCUCCACAGAGUGGUCAGUUUUGCUCCUGAUCCACUCCCUGCCAGGCAAUAUGACAGGCACACCACUGAACCGAUCAGCUUCUACCUCUCUGGCUUGGAAGAGCUGCUUGCUUGGAAACCCACCAAAGACGAUGCUUUCAAUGUUUCUACUGAACCUUUGGCUAAACGCCAGCCCCCGCUUGAGAGCCACCGGCCCCGCACACUGGUCUGCCAUGACAUGAGGGGGGGCUACCUUGAAGACAGAUUCAUCCAGGGCGCAAAGGUGUGUGAUCCCUAUGUGUUCUACCACUGGUGCUAUACUGACAUCUUUGUGUACUUCAGUCACCACUUGGUCACCAUCCCCCCGGUGGUGUGGACUAAUGCUGCUCACCGCAAUGGCGUUCUCAUGCUAGGAACGUUCAUCACGGAGUGGACAGACGGUGAGAAGAUGUGCGAAUCAUUUCUGGCAGGCGAGGAUGAAGCAUAUCGUGCUGUGGCUAAGCAGCUGGCUGCAAUCGCAGAGUUUUAUCGUUUUGAUGGCUGGUUGAUCAACAUUGAGAACUCUUUGAGUGUUUCAGCAGCCCGGAAUAUGCCCCAUUUCUUGCGGUAUCUGACGGCCGAGGUGCACAGACUGGUGCCUGGAGGACAGGUGUUAUGGUAUGACAGCGUCCUGCGGAGUGGAGAACUCAAAUGGCAGAAUGAGCUUAAUGAACAAAACAAAGUUUAUUUUGAUGCUUGUGAUGGAUUCUUCACUAAUUAUAACUGGAAAGAGGAACACCUGUUGCGAACUAGAGAGGUGGCCAAUAGUCGUCGGACUGACAUCUACGUCGGGGUUGAUGUGUUUGGACGAGGUGCUGUUGUGAGCAGUGGCUUUGAUACUAAGAAGUCACUGCAGAUGAUUCGGGAACAUGGUCUUUCGGUGGCCAUCUUUGCGCCUGGCUGGGUAUAUGAGCAUCUGGGCCCAAGAAACUUCCUGGACAAUGAGGAUAAAUUCUGGGCCCUGCUGACACCACUACUGUCUAUUCACCGCAUUGUCUCCCUCCCCUUGUGCACCAGCUUCAAUCUGGGUGUGGGUAACCGACACUUCAAUCAUGGGCAGGAGACAAGGACAGAGCCAUGGUACAACCUAAGUGCUCAAGAGAUCCAGCCAAUAUAUGGCAGCCACAGAAUGGCAGACAAUGGCUGGGUGCAGACCCGGUGCUACCUGCAAGAAGCCUGGUGUGGGGGCAGCUCCUUGCUGCUGGAAGGGGCCAUCCUUCCCAAGGCUCAUCACGUCACAGCAAGGCUAUUCUCAUUCCAGAUUCCAGCACCCUCUCGAUUAUUCCUGGUCUUGAUUUUUAAACACGAUUCCCAUUUCCAAGCCAUGGCUCUUGCACCAUUGCUCAGCACCCGAGAAUCAUUGCCACAUCCUGACAGGGACACAUCUCCGUUACCAGAACCAACACAACAUAUGCCCUCCCUGCUUCACACACCUCCUCCUGGCCUCGCCCAGUUACUCAGAGGAUGUGAACAGCGUGGGGAACAUGGCUGGCAAAGUCGAUGCUAUGCAUUGGAGCUCCAGAAUGGCUUCCUGGAUGAACUCUCUCUCACUGUGUUCCGUCGUCAGCCUAGACAGGAGGAGAUGCCCUUUACUUGCCUCCUAGGCAAGAUCUGGGUGCUGGACGCUGCUUCCCUGCGCUCACUGUUAGCUCCCAACGUUACCAGUUCCAUGUUGCCUGUGGAUGCUGCCCAUAUCCAUUGGCACCAGGUUUCAGCUGAGCAGCUCUCCGUCAGUCUCACCUUGAGCUGGACUUAUCCUCCCAGCAAGGCCACCUGCUUCCGCGUGCACUACCGGAGCGGGUCGUGUGUUGGAGGCUCUGAACCACCUCUUCUCUUGCUUGGGGAAGCGCACGUCUGCCUAUACCGCGUGACUCAGCUAGCAGUGCCUACCCCUCAUGCCAUGGCCUCGUGCCACCUGGAAUUCCUGGUGGAGCCAGUCCCUAACAAUGGGAGCCACAUCAGCCCUGCCAUGUGGGGAAAAUUCAUCUUUGUGUACUCUAACCCAAAGCUACCCGAGAGUGCUGCCACAGUUUCCCCAGGCCCAAGACCCUAACGUAGCCUUAGUUUUUGGGUGAAGCUUCUGUCUUAAGAGCUGUGUUAGGAGGUAUCCCUUUAAUAAAGCCUCUUUGUUGCUUU